Penicillium taxi is the source of this 1365-nucleotide messenger RNA. Its product is annotated as translation initiation factor eIF2B subunit beta. The record is from RefSeq and is a predicted model, not a curated record. Gene Ontology annotation, cellular component: eukaryotic translation initiation factor 2B complex. Gene Ontology annotation, biological process: translational initiation. NCBI's taxonomy places the organism in Eukaryota, Fungi, Ascomycota, Eurotiomycetes, Eurotiales, Aspergillaceae. The transcript has 3 exons. Bases 1 to 1365 code for a protein of 454 amino acids. Gene Ontology annotation, molecular function: translation initiation factor activity; guanyl-nucleotide exchange factor activity.
AUGUCGCCGACAUCUUUGAGCCUGACGCCAGGCCUGACGUCCUUUCUCAAAUCGCUCAAUGCGAACCCGAUUGACACCUCUAUUGAAAAUCUUAUUUCAUUGCUCAAACGUCGCCAAAUUCGCCAUUCCCGAUCAUGCGCUACUGCUACUGCCUACUUACUUCGGCGAGUAAUCUCAGCCUGCCGCACAUCUGAAUCAGCGAAGCUUAUUGAGCGAGUGCAGAGCGUAGGAAGGCGGCUAAUGGAGGCACAGCCUCGAGAGAUGGUGGUGGGGAAUAUUGUGCGCCGAGUACUCGGCCUUAUUCGCGAUGAAGCAGAAGACGACCGUGAUGCUGAGUUUGCUCUCAGUGAAGCUGGGUCUGAGAGCCUACCUCAGUCUCCCCGCGUCCUUGACGGUCAGUCUCCGAAAAAUACAUCACCUCGUAACACAGUGGUGACUCACCAAGACCCAACAGAUGCCUCACUAGCUUUAGACCGAGAUGCGCUUGGUCUAAGGUCUGAAGGUGAACGCACCUCAGCUCGCCCCCCUCUCACUUCCAUGUUCAGCCUACUAUCCCAUCCAGAAGUAGACUCGUCUCCUAGCACACCGGGCUCUCAGUCUCCAAAUGGCCGAAUGCCCGCUCACAUCAAUAAAGAUGUGCGAGCGGAAGUUAUGGAGGGAAUCAAUGAGAUUAUCGACGAACUGAGUCAAGUAGACGACCAGAUUGCGGCCUAUGCCUUGGAUCAUAUUCACUCCAACGAAGUCAUACUGACUCAUACAUCUUCGACGACAGUACAGAAAUUUUUACUGAAAGCUGCCGCGAAGCGCAAGUUCACCGUAGUCCAUGCGGAGUCAUUCCCCAACAACCACGAUGCUACACACGCUACUGUCAGUGGUAAUACUUACGGAGAUGACGAGACCUUGAGCCACGAUGCCUUCCAGAAGCCACUCGUCGCACUCGGUAUCACUGUCAUCCUUAUCCCCGAUUCUGCCGUGUUUGCCCUCAUGUCCCGUGUGAAUAAGGUUAUUUUGGGCACACACUCUGUCCUCGCUAAUGGUGGCCUCAUCGCUGCUGCCGGUACCCGUGUCAUUGCCCGUGCCGCCAAAGUUCAUCAGACUCCUGUCGUUGUUGUCAGCGGUGUCUAUAAAUUGAGCCCUGUCUAUCCUUUCGACUUCGACUCACUUAUCGAGUAUGGCGAUGCCAGCAAAGUUCUUCCUUACGAGGACGGUGACCUUGUCGAUCAAAUUGACGUCUUGAAUCCAAUCUACGAUUAUGUCCCAGCAGAGCUCGUCGAUCUUUACAUCACCAAUCUUGGUGGACACGCCCCAUCAUAUCUCUACCGUAUUGUUUCAGACCACUACCGCAAAGAGGACAUCACCUUUUAA